Molecule: messenger RNA, 1201 nt
Organism: Rattus norvegicus (Norway rat)
Lineage: Eukaryota; Metazoa; Chordata; Mammalia; Rodentia; Muridae
Source: RefSeq, a predicted model, not a curated record
GGGCAGCCCUAGCUGCUGGUCCUGUACCUCUAUGGUCUCACCUAGAGCUUCGCUAUUUUGGGGCAGUGGCCGCAGUCGUGUUGGUAGCAGGCCCCAAGUGACAGCAGCAUGGGAGAACUCGACUCUGAAGACUUCUCCACGUCGGAUGAGGAUGAGGACUACGUGUCAUCGGGUGGCGAGUACAGUGAAGAUGAUGUCAAUGAAUCGGUGAAGGAAGAUGAAGUGGAUGGUGAAGAGCGGGCUGAGAAAACCAAAGGGAAAAGAAGGAAGGCUCAGAGCAUUCCAGCCAGGAAGAGAAAACAAAGUGGCCUCUCGUUAGACGAAGAGGACGACGGCAGGGAAGACUCUGGAGGUGGCAGUAGUGAAGAAGAUGAAGAGGAGCAAGAAGGAGGCCUCGGGUCAGAGAAUGCAAGGAAGAAGAAGGACGAUGAACUGUGGGCCAGCCUCCUUAAUGAUGUAGGACCAAAGUCAAAAGCAGCCCCAAGUUCACAAGUCAAGGUAGCAGCGGAGACUGAAGGGACUAGUUCAAGUGAACCAUUGGUGAAAGCAGGUGAACUAGAGAAACCUAAAGAAUCAGAAAAGGUGACGAUUACCACGGUGUUUGACUUUGCUGGCAAAGAGGUAAGGGUGACUAAGGAAGUAGAUGCCACAUCUAAGGAAGCCAAGUCUCUCCUCAAGCAAACAGAGAAAGAAAAACCACAGGCUCUUGUCACUUCAGCAGAGACACCACUCCCUGCUGGGUCAGGGAUAAAAAGAACAAGUGGGAUGAGCAGCCUUUUAGGAAAAAUUGGAGCCAAGAAACAGAAAAUGAGCACCCUUGAGAAAUCCAAAUUGGACUGGGAGAGCUUCAAGGAAGAAGAAGGGAUUGGUGAAGAGCUGGCCAUCCAUAACCGAGGGAAAGAAGGGUACAUCGAACGGAAAGCUUUUCUGGAGCGCAUGGACCACAGGCAGUUUGAAAUUGAGCGAGAUCUCAGGCUGAGCCAAAUGAAACCUUGACGUUCUGGGGAGAAUUCGUAGCAGCUUAAUUCUGUUAACAACGUGAGCUCUUCCGUGUGUCUGUGAAAUCUCCAGUGAUCUUCGUCGUGUUUCCAGCAAGUCCAUUUUUCUACAUUGCAGUUUGGUUAAUGUAUCUUAAUCUCACCUGGUUUCAUUUUACUUUUUAAAAUUUGUUUUUAAAUAAACAAAUAGAAGCCCUCUGUGA